UAUUGUACAGUAACUCUGGUACACACAUCCUCACCAUGAACACACAGCGUGCUGUCAGACUGGUUAUGAAGAUGCCACUACAUACACAACAACACAACUCGAUACGGAGUCUACAGACGAUGGUCACUGUAAACCCUGCUGUGGAGGCCACGCCCCCUACAAUGCCCACUAUUAUGACGACUUGGCGGACGUUACAGGAAAAGAACUGGUAUACAACUCAGGGUCACCAACAGUCACAAACCUUUGAUACGUUCGGCUCAGCCGGGAAAAAGAUUCUAGGAACACGGUACCUUGGCGUUUCUGAAGAAAUCCCGAGAUCUGAAAGUGAACAAUUAAGUAUGCUACAAAACUUUGGAAGUUUUACAUUGAAGUCACAACGGCUGUGAUGUGUAUUUAGAUAAAUGUUGUUCUCUGGUUUGGAGUCGCACCAACUGUGAAAUGUUUGACCGUUUGGUCCUGCCAAUCACUUGGACAAACGGGACUGGCUGUUCAAGACUACCUUGAAUUUAAAGUUAAAGCCAUUGACAGCCAUUGAUCUUCAAACCUGACGAAAUAAUGCGAUAAACGGUUGUGAGUGUUUAAUGUAUUCUGUGAUAAAAUGGUAAGUAUUAUUGGAAGUAAUGUGACUCGUGAAAAUCAUCUAUUUACAUAGUAAUUAAAUAUUGUCUGGUGAAGCUGCGGUUCAUUGACAUGCAUAGACGAUGUGUUUUGUAACACAGAUUUGUUAUAUGUAAUUGUGUACCAUGAAUAAAAUACACACGUAAACAU
Pecten maximus is the source of this 768-nucleotide messenger RNA. RefSeq lists its product as uncharacterized. NCBI's taxonomy places the organism in Eukaryota, Metazoa, Mollusca, Bivalvia, Pectinida, Pectinidae. The transcript is spliced from 3 exons. The record is from RefSeq and is a predicted model, not a curated record. Bases 36 to 386 code for a protein of 116 amino acids.